This is a messenger RNA of Tetrahymena thermophila SB210, 1371 nucleotides long. Its product is annotated as alpha-tubulin N-acetyltransferase. The transcript has 7 exons. Lineage: Eukaryota; Ciliophora; Oligohymenophorea; Hymenostomatida; Tetrahymenidae. Gene Ontology annotation, molecular function: tubulin N-acetyltransferase activity. Gene Ontology annotation, cellular component: microtubule. The record is from RefSeq and is a predicted model, not a curated record. Gene Ontology annotation, biological process: alpha-tubulin acetylation.
AAUCAAUUACUGUUUAAAACAUAAUCUAUAGAUUAAAUAUUACAAUAUCUUUAACAAAAGAAAAAAACCCACUAAUCGAUUUUAGAAAAUUAAAAUCAGCACAUACAUUCAAUUGGUUUAGUUAGUUAGUUAACAAACUAAAAAAUAAAUAAACAAAAAAAUUAAAAAGCAAUGGAGUUUAAUUUCAUCAUUAAUAAGUUAGUUUAAUUGGACUAGUAAGGCCUUGGUGUAUAUAUACCAAGGGCUAGUAGAAGCAAAGUUAGCAGUUAGCAAGAAUAGUAGUUAGGAUAAGUUUUAAAUACGAUGGGUGAAAGAUCAGCGAUAGCCUAGGGAUUAAAGCAAGUAAUAACAAAUUACGAUAAGGUAUAAGGAACAGACUAAAGAGUUUACAUAGUGGCAGAAGGUAGAACUUGCUAGGGAUUUCUUAAAGUUGGAUAAAAGAAUCUUUUUUAUCGAGAUAUGAUGGGAAAUAUUAAAGAAAUUAAGCCACUAUGUGUGCUUGACUUUUAUGUACAUGAAUCUUGCCAGAGAUAAGGAUAUGGAAAACUACUUUUUGAGUACAUGAUUUAAUGCGAAUAAACCUCACCAGAAAAAUUAGCAUAUGAUCGUCCUUCUCCCAAGCUGAUAGCCUUCCUUAAAAAGCAUUAUAAUUUAGUCAAAUACAUAGCACAAAAUAACAAUUUUGUUGUUUUUGAUUAGUACUUUAGAAGUGAUGCUUCUAGUUAAAACAAAUAAAAUUAAAAUACUCGUUCUUAUUCUUAGCCUUACAGUGAUUAUUCUUCGCAAAUUCCUACUAAUUAUCCUUAACAGCAGCAAUAACAGUCUAAUAGUAAAUCUUAUCCUUAUAAACAAGAAAAUAAUAUCGAUUUAAUGCAACACUCUUCAUCUAGAAACAACAAAGAAUUCUUGAAUGCAGGCAGAGCUAUACUAUCAAAAGAAGAAAUUUAUAAAAAAGAUAACUUAAGUCAGUAGAAUAUAGAAAAUACCUUAAAUAAUAUUAAUAAUUCCUAAUAUUCAACAAAAAGCCAACAAUAGCAGUAAUAUUAAAAAGACUACUAGUUAGAUAAGUAUGAGAAUAAUUGGGGAGCUGACAAAAAUAUCAAAAAGCCUCCCUUCCCUGGAUAAGAUAGAUAACUUGAUAAAAUAUAGUAAAAAAUAUAGUAAACUGAAAGAGAGCUUGAUGUCGUUAAUUAACAAAUUAUUAAGCAAAGGCAAAACCUCUCUCAAGACCCAUUAACAUAAAACCAUAGAGCAUAAAAUGUUUAUAACACAAAUUAGUUUGGAACUUCUCCAUGGGCUCAGACAGGAUUUAAUUAUUAUUCAACAUCAUCUUCUAACUAUGGAAAUCACUACACAUACUACAAAAAAUGA